GCUUCGGUGAGCACCGAUCCGAUCGAUCGGCGCCGUGGUCUUCGGAGUCGUUGGAAGGGGGUCUUUCACAUUCGGCCCCCUUCGCUUACAUAUGAACGUGCGCACGCGAGGUGAACAUCCACUCACUCGCCCACUUCAGUCUAUAAUUUUGAUCUCAGUCGACAUCCUGCCAAUCAAACCCGCUAGAGCGGCAUUUCGGUCGUGGAUGUCACACCAAUCCGCUUCGCUAACGUUCGAGGCGGAUGGACGAAUGUAGAAGGGUACAGACAGAGAGCGAAUGGGCGGACCGCUGAUAGGCUCGUCCUCUCUCUCACCAGUUCGCAGGCUGACUGGUUGGUGGUUCGCUAGCUCGCUCGCUUUCCGGCUGUGACGAGCACGCGCGUGCGCGAACACGACGCAGUGAAUGUGAGAGAGACAGGGAAGGGUCGGAACCAACUCCGUCACCACACUACCACCACCACCACCACCACCGCAACCAUCACUAUCGGGACAACGACACGUGAAGACCGUUCAUUCACCACGGUGGCAAGACGCAAACGGUGUCACGAAUCAUAAAAGCCACUGCUGGCAUAGUGACCGAGACCGGAUACACUGCUGCGAACACGGAGUCCACUGUAAAAAUGCUUGAAUCUCAGUCACUGCAUCAAGCUUUUCCUGGUGCCACCCUUACAAGGCCAAAAAAAUCGAAAAGUUCUGUUCCGUCCGAGUUGGCAGAUUUCCAUAUUGAGGGGGAAGAGUGUGCGUUAGACAGGGAUAUCGACGAUUCGGAAAGACCGACUUUCACUGAUAUCCGUGGUAGUUUGUGCGGAAUGUCAGCCAUCGAAGAUGACGAUGACGGAGAAGACGGAGACGAGGACGGCGAUGACGGCAUGGAGGAAGGACAUGCUGAUCUACAGUCGUAUUCAUCCACCGAAGAGGCCCACUACUCUGAAGUUCACUGCAAUUCCAAAUCAUCGAGCACGAUUUUGACUACACAUCAGCCGGAUGAGGAGGAAGGCAGCGAUGGAGCACCAUCCAAAGUAAACCGAUGUCAGUCAGUGACACCCACACCCGAAUCUGGCUUGAAAUCCGCUCAGCAUAACCCUUCCGCGCGUUCUGCUCACGUGCUCAAAGGAGGCAAACUGAACGGCAUCGGUAUUCCAAAGGCAUGCGCGAAAAAGUCAUUUGUAUGGAAAUACUUUCAUCAUCCUGAACUGACAUCUGGUGUGCUAGACCGUAGUCGUACCCAAUGCAUAUUGUGUGAUAGUCAGCUGGCAUUUAACGCUUCCGGCACAACGACAACGAUGCUCAAUCAUUUGAAGAGUCGACACGGUGACAUUGCGGAACAAGAGGAGUUGCAUCGUCGUCACUCCAGAUCCAAAGGCGUCACCGGCGCCAACCGACUAACGAAUAAUGAACAUGGUGCAGGCACUGUGCAAGAUGUAUCGGAAAGUAAUGGAAUUGAUUCGACUACCGCGCACCGACAUGUGCCACACGCCAUGAGCACCAUUGUGCGUAGUCCAAAUGGGCAUAAAGGAAGACCUCCAGGUUCCAGUCGACGAUCCAAACUACCGAAGGCAGCCAACUCGACGGACUAUUCGUCACAGUCUUCCGCUUUACGAGUGUGUCAGAUGAAACCGGAGGCAAAUCAAUUGUUCCCACUGGCAUGUUAUGCAGGGUUACCUGACCAACGAGCUUUACUCAAUGGGAUAUUGCUUCAGACGGAAACAUUGAAUGGUACAAAUGAAGACACGUAUCACGGAUCGAGUCAAAACGAUCUACGCAGCGACAUCGACUCAUUGUUCACCAACGCGGCCGGGAUAUCGGCAGCAUCUCUACAUGGGAGAUUACUACCGGAUCAACCGGACAGCAACCUGAUAGCAACCAUGGCCGCCAACAAUAUGCUCCCGUUCCCCUUCUUUAACCGGACGUUUCCAAUGCGCGCAAUGUGUGCGCUGUCAAACGGACCGCUGUCAACCGCGACGGCUUCGGGUCAACUUCAGUGCCCCGUCUCGCAUGAGUUAUCCCCCUCAUCGAGUUCCGGUCUUGGGGUGAGUGUGAGCAGUCCGUUUGAGACGCCAACUACAAGUGCCUCACCGCCCAACUCAGCCGACAACCGGAACGUCAUUUCGCCCCAUUGGCCUGGCGCACAACACGAAAAGCAGCAGCGACAGCAAAAGGGACAGUCACGCACGCAUGACACGCAGCAUUCGACGCUUCCCACCGGACAGCUUUUGGGUUAUAGUGACGUGUCGGCUCCCAUUAAUCAGAUCUCGCUAAAUGGACAUGGUUCUACGCUUAACAGCCCCACAGGGAAAGCUUCUACGGACGCGUUCAUGGGGCAUCCUAAUGAGGGAUCUUCUGGUGGGGGCCAUCCGCGGCAGGACGCAGUUGGUGGCUUGCAUCAGGGAGUACAGUCCCACGCAGGCGCUACGUUAUCGCAUGGUUUGCCUAAUUUAUCCCACACUACGUCAGCCAAUUUUUGGAAUCUGAUGAACUUCAUACCGCAGCUUAGUGGCUACGCUGCGAUGAGCCAGCAGCAGCAGCAACAUCAGCAGCAGCAGCAUCGACAGCAACUACAAGAGCAGCAUCAACAAUGGUUGGUCGCCAACGCUCUAUUUACCGGUCUGGCCAACGGUAAACCAUUCAGUGAUUCGGACAUGUUGGCCGGUUCCACAGCCCUUCUCAGUGCCUUCUCCAACGAGGCAGAGUCCUUGCCUAACGGGACCGUCAAAAUGAACGGUAGUAACCCGGCCAAUGGUGUCAAGGACUUGCCAUUGAAACCGCACUUACCCAUCCCCAUUGGAGCGUUUGCCGAAUCAUUGCCACAUUUGCAACAUCAACAGCAGUGGCUCAAAGCCGCAUCCGAUCGCUUUCUCGCCUGGUCCCACAUGCAUCGCCCCAACACAACAGUUGCAGUGUCCACGGGGGAGCCCUCAUUGAUCACUUCACCGCCUGUGGACGUUACCCAAGGUAUGGGGGCACCGCCAUACCACAAAAUACCCAUGCACCGGCCACCAACGGUGUCAUCUGCUUCUCAUCCCUCUUGCUCCACCCCGAAUCUGUUUGCUCCCGUCUCUUUGGGCUCACCCAAAUCUUCAGAGACCAAUUUGUCCACAGUUUGUGGCAUCAACUGCAACGAAGCCUCAAUGUCCUUCAUCCAAGCUAGAGAUUCGAAUGCCACAGACUCACUUGAUCUUUCCACACCAAGAAACGAGACGACCACAGUGAUGCAAACGAAUAACGAUCUUUGUCAGUCGACAAUGCACACCUUUAUGGAGAAUGGUGUCCCCUUGGUUGCGUCUGCCAAACGAAAACGCGCUCGACCCAUGUACAUAUCGCCACAAUUUGAUCAAAAGCGGCGUUUGGUUACAGACGGUGAGACUUCUCCAGAGCAGUGUGCAACUGACCUGCGAUCUUUGAAUUCAAUCGCGGAAGACAUCUCACAUCCCACCGAAUCGUCGAGAGGGGCCUCGAGCUACCACCCCAGACAGGCUACCGUUGAACGGGUCUUAUUCGUGGAGCACCUUGCGUAUUAUCUGAUACGAGAUUUACAGCCACCGGAAGUGAUUGAGGGUGAAGGAUUCAAGCGUUUGUUCGGCUUGCUCAGUCAACACGAACUGCCCACAGCGAGACAGAUGCGAGACGAUAUUGUGCCUCGGCUUCUGGACGCAAUGCGGACAAACUUGGAAUCCCAAUUUUCCUCAACUUUCCCUACAUCGGAAGCGGAAACGUCCGAUACCACCGGUCAGAAAGGCACUGUCGGAUCGGUGGCACUUUCCGUGGAAUUGUGGUCCACGGACACGUCUCUGGAUGGAAUGCAUUCCAGUAAAGGAGAACAGCAACAUUCUACAUACCAUCCGACCUAUCAUGCCAACCUGGCUGUUCACAGUUCGUCACCUCGAUCGCCACCGACAUUGCAUCAGCUUCAAGAUUGCAUCAGUUUCCGCGAUCCUGAGACUUUAAAAGCCGCAUUGCAGCGCUGUUACCGACGUCGUAGUGAGGCCCACCUUUCCGCCUGUGAUGCCAAACUGUGCAUGUUAGCGCAACCUUGCUCGUUGGUGACCAACAACCCCGACCGUUUGAACGCAAUGCUCAACUCAGCAUCCGUGGUGGGUGGGAAACAAGACGAUGAGCAGUUUUUGGUCCUACCCUGCCUUGUCUCCGGACUAGCCAAAGCAGUUAUGGCUGGAUUGAAGUUACCUCGUAUCCAGGACCUAUUGAACAACGCCAGGCGACUCAUCUUAUCCACUGUACCCCUUUCGAAUGGCUCCCCACGGUCGCCGGACGCAAAACAGCCCCGGCCAACUGACAGUGUCUGGGCGCAUACUCGUGAUUCAGCAACUGACGAAGGUCAUCCCGCUGGCGAGACAUGCGCUCCUAUGCCGUUCACGUCAUGGGCAAGUGUGUAUAGUCUACUGAAGAAGCUGAACCAGUUAGAGCCAGCUCCAUGUAUGGAUCCGAUGGAAUUACAAUUACUGAAGCAGCUCCAAGCCGUUCUGGAGGCGUUGAAUCAAACUCUUGAGCUGAUUCAUCGUAAGGACCUCAUUCUGACAGCCUCAAUGAUUGGGCCAAUAUUGCAAAACCUGCAACAUACUUAUCUGGUUUCAAGCGAUGACGUGGACGAUCAAUCAGAAUCGACCGCGGUUGACGAAUUCAUAGUAACUUUGUCACAGCAUCUGAAAGCGCUGUUUUCUGACAACGAAACUGUCCGAGAAGUAUUACAACUUUCCAGUCUGUUAGAUCCACGCUUCAAAGAACACGUGCAAGAGAAAUUACCGGCCACCGUGAAAUUAUUGAAAAGCAAGUUGGAGUCCAUUCCAGUGACUUCGGAUGAGGCAACACGCACCACCUCCAACUCUAGCGAUUCCUCAUCUGCAGGUCGUGUGAGAAGUUCGUCAGACAAAGCAGACUUACAAAAUGUGUUUGGACUUCAGAGCUUCCCCAGAUCUUCGCUGCCGGAAGUUGAUAGAUAUCUUCGCGAAGACCCAAUCGGUUUGGAAGAAGAUCCCCUUGCCUGGUGGGUCGAAAAAUCAGCCGGAUAUCCACGUGUGGCAGCAUUAGCCUUUCGCUACCUAACCAUCCCACUGACUUGCUUCGUAAACGGACGACUCCGAUCGCUAUGUCCCAUCGAAGGUGACCAGCCAGACGGAGUGAGUUACGACUCGAUUGAAGACGGCCUCGGCUUACCGAACAUUGUGGAUCCGUUGGGAAGAGACCGCUGUCGUUUACGACCAGAGGAUCAAAUCGCGUAUAACCUUUUGUGGCACAACUGGAAGUCACCUUUGUGAUGUCGGACAUGCGAGCACAUACACUCAUGGACACGCACAACGACGGAGUGAUGCUGUGAUAUGUACUAUAGCCAUCUGUAAAUAAUUAACAAUGCAUGCCAUGGGAACACCGAAUUGCAACAUUACACCGUCCGAUGCGUGAAGUAGCAUUUUGGCGUUGUUCAGCUGAAUUCCUCAUUUGUAUCGAUGCGCCGAUCGCCUCUCUAUCCCCUUGCUAGCGACAAAGUGCUCUCCAGCACACCGUGUGCCCACAUAUGCCCCCAAACCACCAGCACACACCAUCCAAACCGCAGGCGUUAGAAGCUCCUUGAAUUGACUUUUCUCCAACGAUGCUCACCGUUUGCAUAUCGAAUUGGUUGUGCACUCAAUGUCCGUGGUUUGAUGGAGAAGUCCAGUGCAUUGCAAUUUCUGUCGCCAUACAUUUGUUUUGCGUUUCUGUGAGAAAGCGAUAAAUACUUUGAAUUCGCCAUUUUUUCUCGCGUGACAAUUUCUCACCCCAUGAUAGAUGCAUAUUUGCCACUGUGGUCUUGUCCACUUUAACAUACAGCUAAACUUUUUGGCAGAUCUGUGGUCAGAAUUUACAAAACAUACUCAGAAUUAAAGUACUCCUUGGGUAUUCCAGGUGCUAUUCCAGUACAAACGGUUCGAUUCGAUUUGCUUAAUUUGUAUGAUUUGAACACCAAGCGUUUGUUGGAUUGUCC
Dicrocoelium dendriticum is the source of this 5971-nucleotide messenger RNA. Lineage: Eukaryota; Metazoa; Platyhelminthes; Trematoda; Plagiorchiida; Dicrocoeliidae. The record is from the annotation of a GenBank genome assembly.